AUUCCUAAAAGAAGGAAUAUUUUGAAAAUGUUAGAUUCAGUAUCGUAUAAUAUAAUACAAGUUUGGGAAUGUUAUCGCACUACUAAGCCAUUUGAAUACAAAAACAAUCAUUGCGAUCAGGAAACAGCUAUUAGGAAAUUUAUAAAAUACAAAUAUUAUUGUUUUAAUUGUUCCCACUUAGCUGUUACCUCAAUAAUAAUACCAAAUGAAGACAAUCAGAAUUUCAUUGAAAAAUUUAUAAAUCGCACAGUAAUACUUGCACAUGGUAUGUAUUUGUCCCAAAUAACACGAAAAUUUAUAUUGGAAACUAUUAAAGAUAUGAUAAGCUGGUCUAAGCAUGCUAUGCAGAAUAAAAUAAACUUAGAACGUAAUGUUCAAAAUCAAAAAUCGAUGGAAUCUUCUAAAAACAACGUUGAUAAGAUUUGUAUUUUCUCCACUGGAACUGAAGACAGAAAAUUAUCUAUCAGUAUUGCACCUGAAUUACUGAAGAAACAUGUAAAUUGUGAAAUAGCGGAAGAUGCGCAUAAACAUAAGCAACGAAAAGAAAGUAAUAGAGAUCAAAGAAUUAUUUUGGCAGAGAAUGCUGACAACUUCCAUAAAAAAAUUCAUUCAAAAAAUUUGUCAAUAAGUACAUUAAGCGAACCACAAGAAAAUUUAUCUAAUACUGUCUUAUUAGGCAAUGAAUUACAAACAAUUAACUUACUGACUGAUGAUGUUAAUGAUCAAAAUCCAAAUGCAAUAUCAAGAUCAUCAAUUUCUCGAGAUAGUGGCUUUGUAAGUCCCGUAUAUAGACCACCUUCAAGAGAUCCAAAGACUAGUGCACAGGAUGAAAUCAACACUCAUGUAGCUCAAACACUAUGCUGUGGAAAUACAGAAUCCCCAAAUGAUGCACUUGUUAUCGUCGCUUCGUGCAGGGUUUGCUCCAUCAAAACACGUAGAAUGUGCGUUGGAUGUGCUAAAGAAUACUAUUGUAGCAAAGAAUGUCAGAGAAAAGACUGGCCCAGACACAGGACACAGUGUCGGUAGCAGCAGUUUAUAAUCGAUAAUUUAGUACUAAAGCUAUAUUUUUGAUUUAUAAAUUUACAUAAAUUGUAAUUCGAUGUGCUAUUUAAAAAAAAUGUAAUUUAGUAAAAUACUUGUAGCAGUCAAGAUGCCCAAAUAUUAUAAGAGAUUUCAGUAACACUUUACUUGAACAUUCAUCUAAUAAAAAGUGUUUUUGCUCGCAAACGAUAAAA
Melitaea cinxia (Glanville fritillary) is the source of this 1235-nucleotide messenger RNA. RefSeq lists its product as uncharacterized. The record is from RefSeq and is a predicted model, not a curated record. NCBI's taxonomy places the organism in Eukaryota, Metazoa, Arthropoda, Insecta, Lepidoptera, Nymphalidae. The transcript is spliced from 3 exons. The coding region runs from base 28 to 1026 and encodes 332 amino acids.